This is a messenger RNA of Didymella exigua CBS 183.55, 1194 nucleotides long. RefSeq lists its product as uncharacterized. Lineage: Eukaryota; Fungi; Ascomycota; Dothideomycetes; Pleosporales; Didymellaceae. The record is from RefSeq and is a predicted model, not a curated record. The transcript has a single exon. Bases 1 to 1194 code for a protein of 397 amino acids.
AUGGCCCAGUACCCCGAAUUCGUCAGCGCGGGCGCUGACUUUGCCGACGCGGGCUUCUUCGCCCAGGACGAUGGUGAUACGGCUGUUAGACAGGCGCUCAUUGAGUUCACCGCAUAUGGGGAUGGGUAUGUGGCGUUUGAGGAGCCGCUGGGGGGAGUGGAUGGGGUUUUUUUCGAGGAGGCAUUUGUCCAGGACGGUGAGGGUGAGGGGGUGCUGGAUCACUCCUCACCACUACUUCGGAUUUCAUCUCCGGCUUCGUCUCCAACGCCGUCUCCAAUACCAUCUCCGGCUUUGUCUCCGCCGUCUCCCGCCCCCUCGGAGGUACUCAGCAUCGUCUCCACCGUCUCUCUCACCAACUCGCUGGACGACGCUGGCAUUUCUGCCAACAACACGACCUUGACCACCGCCCCCUCAGCCCCGAUACCCCCCACCUACACACCGCACCCGCACAUCCUCGCCGACCAGCCCGCCGCCCCGCCCGACCCAAACGCCCUCUACACGCCCCUCACACGGACGCACUUCCGCACCGCCGCGGCCGCAAAAGCACACCGCACGCGCGCGCGACUGGCGCCCAAACCCGCCGCCGACGUCGCGCGGGUCAAGGCCCUCGGCCGCGAGUACUGGGUGUGCCGGAUCUUCAACGCCAUGAUCAACGGGCGCUGCAUCACCGACGGCGCGCGGAGCGUGCACCGCGCGCGGUUCACGGCGAAAGCGGCGUUCGAGGCGCUCGAUCUCGAGGCCGCAGCGCACGCUGUCUUCGACGAGGCCAUCGCUGUGCACGAGCGCGGCUGGAACAUGCCGGGUGUGUAUCACAAGCAUACUGUGCGCGGCAAGCUGGUGGAUAUCUCCGGGGAAAGUGUGGAGCUGCGGUUGUCGAGGGUCUGUCUUGUGCUUGCUGAGACGAAGAGUGCGGUUGAUGAUGCGGUGAGGGGCGGGGUUACGCUCGCGCUGCUUUGUGAUAAUCCUGAGGCGAGACGGUUUACGAAGGAGAGUAAUAAUCAGGGGAACCAGAAGCGUGGUGAGAGGCUUAGGCAGACGCGGACGAAGGAGAGGGCGAGGCUGAGGGCGAGGGAGCACAUCGAGGCGGUCGAGCAGAUCGGGGAGGUUGAGAAGAUCGAGCAAGUCGACGACUCUGAGAGUCAAGAGUUGGCCGAUGUCCAGGGGCUCGCUGCUGUCCGGGAGAUUGAGGAGUGA